GACACAAAAUAUUGGACAGAGGAUCUGCACUCUGCUUUUCCCACUGUAUAGAGAAAAAGUCAGAGUCGCCCGGAAUGCGGGAUUGGGCAUGCGGCGAUCGGCAUAUGCUGGUAGUUGUCUUGUAGCGGAAAGAUAACGGAGUCGAUCGUCUUUUCUGUUUCCCUCUCCCGCCGUAACCAAACUGCAUAUUCCUCGCUCACAAAGCGUAGUCAAUCGGCUUCAGCUGCCGGGACGGCGGCGGAGCAAGUUAGUCUAGCCAUGGACGUGAUGAUUCAUUCUUCCAACUUUCUCCUCCCAAAUCCCGCCGCCGCUGCCGCCGCCGACAAUAUCAACGGCUUAACUUCACGACCAAGAAAGUACGCUCUCAUCAUCCUUAACCAGCGUCUCCCUCGAAUGACUCCCCUCUUGUGGAGCCACGCUCAACUUCGUGUAUGUGCGGACGGUGGCGCCAAUCGACUGUUCGAUGAAUUGCCUAAGUUCUUUCCGCAAGAUGACGCCGUUGCUGUCCGUAAGAAGUACAAGCCAGAUGUAAUAAAGGGAGACAUGGAUUCUGUCAGGACUGAGGUUGUAGAUUUUUAUUCAAACCUGGGUACUGCCAUAAUAGAUGCCUCUUAUGAUCAGGACACCACGGAUUUGCAUAAAUGUGUGAUCUACAUCCAUGGCUUAUCAGAUCCACAAAAGUCAAAUCUUUAUAUUCUUGUUGUUGGGGCACUUGGUGGGAGGUUUGACCAUGAGAUUGGAAACAUCAACGUACUAUAUCACUUCUCAAGCAUGCGUAUAAUUCUUCUGAAUGAUGAUUGCCUCAUCCAACUUCUUCCUGGGACUCAUCAUCAUGAGAUCCACAUUAAUCCCUCUAUUGAGGGCCCACAUUGUGGACUUGCUCCCUUUGGUAUGCCAUCUCAAAGUACGACGACAACUGGCCUGCAGUGGGAUCUGCGCAACACGGAGAUGAAAUUUGGUGGCUUAAUCAGCACGUCAAAUACUGCUAAAGGAGAGAUUGUAACUGUGUGUUCUGACAGCGACCUGAUUUGGACCAUAUCCAUAAAAAAGGCUUGAAAAUUCUAGACUGCUAGAUGAUGUCUGAUCUCCAUGUAUCAGGAAUUUUUCUGAGCAACUAGGUUUUCCUGCACAACCCUUUUCUCAAGCAAAAAGUUGUUUAUUUUUAUAUGCAUCUUUCUGCUGAUGGAAGAACAAAGUAGCAAAUGCAGGAUAAGAAUUGCCAGAAGGUCCAUUUUGAACCUAUAAAAGAGGCCACGAGUAUUUCUGAAGCAGUGGGAGACUAAUAUAGAGGUUUUUCAUAGACAUAUCCCUCUCAAGUCAGCCUACAUUCAGCUCCAAACUGUUUGUUCUUUCUAUGACCCUGAUAGAACUCAAAGAUGCUUGUCAUUUAGAGCUGAAGAAUCUCUUAGUACUGAAGCUUUUUUACAGGGAACAUGGUUAAAAUCCAGUUUGUCACUUUGCAAGACUUGCAUUGCCAAGUCUACUGAUUAAGCACUCUGCGAUAAAUCAAUUGCAGCAGCAGAUCCCAGACGCAAAUUAGAAGCAAGUUGAACUGGAAAAGCGUCUCACGCUAAGAGCCUUGUUGGCCAAAUGAUAGAUGCUUCAUGAUCUGUCUACACCUCAAUUAAGUUUGACCAAAAAUGCUGGGUGGGAUCUUGAGAGAGCCUAAUGUUGUUCAUGCACAAAGAGUGCAGAAAAUUUGCAUUUUGAAGCCCAUAUUUGCAAAGACCAAAUUGCUAGUCAGUUCUAGAAAACUUUUCUCUGAUACCUGACGGUACCAAAGUGGACAACAAGAGUCCUUUUUCCACAAACAUCUCUUCUUACAGGAAAUGAAUCCGCUAGGCUCUGUUAGCAGAAAUCCAGGUUCCAUGUUGGGAAUAGUUAAUCAAAGCAAGUAUUGGCGCUUGUUCAUCAAAUAUGAAGGCUUCAUUUUUUGGAAACUAGAUCUGCAAGUGUAUGCAUGCAGGUACACCUUUCUAACAGGUAUCUUGAAACUAGCCAAGUCUACUCGGCCUAUGCAUGGCGUGGUGAAUUCUUUUGAUCUCACUGUCAAGGUUUUCCGGGUCAAGAAAGGGGAGCAAGUUACUUGCACAAGGAAACCUUACUGAGAAUUUUCACUUGCGUGAGAAUCAUGCUUGUGACUUUUUGUUGGACUCACUCUGAUGUGACAGAGUGCCAUGUUACAUCUGACAUUGUGGAGCAUUUACCUCUCUAAAUUGGAAUAAAGACAAUGUGUGGUGGUGUACGUA
Coffea arabica (coffee) is the source of this 2249-nucleotide messenger RNA. The record is from RefSeq and is a predicted model, not a curated record. NCBI's taxonomy places the organism in Eukaryota, Viridiplantae, Streptophyta, Magnoliopsida, Gentianales, Rubiaceae.